AUGGAAGUUGCUUCACCACUGCCAUUCGGACACACAGCUGCGGGCACAAAGAGACAGUUUCCAUGCACUCCUGUAGCAUUUGACACAACAAAUUGCAGUCCAUUCGGGGAGUCCGGAGAUGAUUUCCUCCAUCAACGCAGUUUCAAACGGCGGCGUUUCGCUGUUGACGAAUCCAUGGAAGGCGACACUGAGAACUCAGUAAACCAAACCCCUUUCAAUAAUCAUCAAGCAUUCCAAAAGCCAUUUUUAUCGGCAUCCUCUGCUCUAUCAGCCCAAUCUUUCAAGCGAUCCAGAACUGAAACCCCUCAGCACGAACUCGAAAAGGUUGUCACAUCACAAGCGAAUGAAAUCCAGUCGCUCAAGGAUGACAAACAAAAGGUGGAGACAUCUUUCAACGAUUUCAAAUCAGAACAUGAAAAGGUUCUGAACGAAAACAAAAUCCUGAAGAGGGCUGUCACCAUUCAACAAGAACGACAGAAUCAAGCUGCUUCCGAAAUUGAGGCCGCUCACAAGUACAAGUUUGAUGCCGAAGAGCGCAUCAAAAAGCUGGAACAAAUCAUCCUAUCUCUUCGCUACCAUCUCCAAACACAGCAAUCGAACACUCGGAACGAUUUCAUGGGCUUCCCUCACCGCCCACCGGAUGUAUACUAG
Cylindrotheca closterium is the source of this 651-nucleotide messenger RNA. Lineage: Eukaryota; Bacillariophyta; Bacillariophyceae; Bacillariales; Bacillariaceae. The record is from the annotation of a GenBank genome assembly.